AUGGCUAACCUAUACCUAAUGCAGGCCUUGUACGCCCCGAAGCCACCGCUACGUACACCUACGCCUGAAGCUUCUGCGAUCGAUGGAGGUGAGAUGCGUCAGCCGCGAAAGUCUGCAACGCCCGAGCAGUUGAUACACGAUGCGCGCCGCAAGUUGAUGGAGUCUGAAGAACAGCCCGAGCCGGAGUCGAAAGUCGCCGUGCGCUGGAAACCAACUGGCGCCAACGUUCAGCCAGUUCGUAUCAAGGACGAAUUCCCUCACUCCGACGCUGCAGAAACAUUCCUGGAGUCGCUCCCGUCCUUUCCCGGCAACAUCGCUGCUACGCCUUCUUCGCCUUUGCCGAUGAGACUACCUGCUGGUCUCAUGUAUCCGAUCGAGCGAUACCUCCCACCUGCAGGACUCUACUACGACCAGAACUCUCUCAUUCCCAUCUUUGGCGCGGUAUUCUUCAAAUACGCGCCCUGCAUGAUCUGUUGGACCUGCCACCCCGCCGCAGGCUACUCGACCACGUCUUGCGGCAAGGUAUGCAAGGUCUGCCGGACCCGUCGCCACCCCGACGAGGCCUACUACAAAGACAAGUCACGCCCGAAGGCGAUGACACGGAAUAUGUUUGAAGAAGAUAAGCCGCGUCGCUCAACCAAGCCAUCUCAAGCUGGCCAUUCCCGAAGCGGGCCUUCUCUCGUGGACACCGCGCCUCCUCAGCAACCACUUCCGGCGCCGAUGACAUACACCAUGCCGAUGACAUUGGUGGACCGCACCCUUGAUCCGCGUCUUCAAGGUCGCAGCUCCUUGAGUGCGCCAACGCGAUCAACAGCCACACAGCCCGAUGUCACCACCGAAAACAAGGAUGUACCGGAUAACGAGAAGAAGCUUCAAGAGCAGGAGGUCGAGAUUCUGAACUUGAGGAUGCAGGCAGUUGUGAAGGAUCGCGAGAUUCGGAAGCUUAGGGCGGAGCUCGAGCAGCUGCACGCCCAAGCUGCUAACAGCGGUGGCGCAUACUAG
Messenger RNA from Alternaria ventricosa, 1002 nucleotides. RefSeq lists its product as uncharacterized. Lineage: Eukaryota; Fungi; Ascomycota; Dothideomycetes; Pleosporales; Pleosporaceae. The record is from RefSeq and is a predicted model, not a curated record. The transcript has 3 exons. Bases 1 to 1002 code for a protein of 333 amino acids.